AUACAACAGGUCAUUGAGACUAACAUCACAAAAUCUUAUAUGCACAAUACUUAACGUGCCAAUUGUCCACGCACUGGACCCAUCUACCAUUGACCAUAAACAACACCAGAGUACUUUCAUCAAUUAGUGCUCCCUUUAACACCCAAAGUCACGGCGAACGACUCCAAGACACCACAUCAACACUCCCAUUCCUCUAUGACAGAUCGAAGAUGACGACCAACAUUCCUAACAUCCCCACAUCCCUUCCCAAGAUCCCUUCACAGACCAAGGACGCCAUCAUUGACCCCAUAUACCGCGCCCUCAUUUCAAUCGACACCGCCAGCCCUGCCCUCUUCGCCUCUGCCAUCCACGAGGCCGCCCGCUUCACCCUGAACGGUCGCCUUCUCGAGGGCGCCGACGCUAUCAAGACACAUGUGUACGACACGGUGUCCAAGAUAGACACCACCCACCACCUGUCCAACCUCCGCGUCACCGAGUUCGAUGAGGUAAAAGGGACAGCUAGCUUGGUCGCUACCGUUCUGGCGCAGCACUAUCGAUCGGGAGAGGGACUCAAUGCCUCUUCCAAGGGAUUGUUGGCGGGGGGGCUCUACUUUGUCGAUGUGAUCAGAGAGGAGGGAGAUGACGAGGUGUGGAGGGUCAAGGAAUGGAGCUUAGAGGUUCUCUGGAGGGAAGGCGAUGAGGGGGUAAUGGCAAGUGUCAACGGAGACGGUGAAAGGAAGGUAGAGUAGAAAGGGAGGUUUCAGAUGGGGUCAGAUGAAGACGACUAUAAGUCUAUAUUCUUGCUGGAUGAUGGGUGGGUGUCGUGGCGGGAACACACGAUGGCUUAUGAGGGCAAUCUCCAGUCCAUAACAGCGAUCACCAAUAGAUGUUUAACAUGACGAAACGCUGAAUGAGAGUGAGCAGUAAGCUGUUGCCCGCAGCAUAGACACCUUAGACAAAUACCCGCUACCACCCAUCCACCUAGUGCAGCUAAGAUGAACAACAAUCAUUGAGAUCAUGGCUGUAUUGC
Molecule: messenger RNA, 1009 nt
Organism: Aspergillus uvarum CBS 121591
Lineage: Eukaryota; Fungi; Ascomycota; Eurotiomycetes; Eurotiales; Aspergillaceae
Product: nuclear transport factor 2 family protein
Exons: 1
Coding region: 210-728 (172 amino acids)
Source: RefSeq, a predicted model, not a curated record